UGGGCGGCGGCGGCGGCGGACAGCGUGUUCUCGCGGUCGUCGUCGUCAGCGAGGGAGGACGACGAGGAGGACCUGCGGUGGGCGGCGCUGGAGAAGCUGCCGACCUACGACCGAGCACGGACGGCGCUGCUGGCCUUGCCGCCGGACGGCGAGCUGCGGGAGGUGAACGUGCGGCGGCUCGCCGCCGACGAGCAGCGCGCGCUGCUGGAGCGCGUCGCGGGCGUCGCUGACGACCACGCGGGCUUCCUCUGCAUGUUCAAGGAACGUUUGGAUCGGGUUGGAAUCAAGCUUCCGACUAUUGAAGUGCGGUAUGAGAACUUAAAUGUGGAAGCAGAGUCAUAUGUUGGCAGCAGAGGUUUUCCCACCAUUUUCAAUACCUAUGCUAACAUAUUCGAGGGCCUGGGGAACGCUCUUCACAUAACACGAAAAAAGAAGCAAAAAAUAUCGAUCCUUCACAAUGUGAGUGGGAUCGUAAAGCCUCACAGAAUGACAUUGCUUUUAGGUCCUCCUGGCUCAGGAAAGACAUCACUACUGAUGGCCUUAGCAGGAACACUCCCAUCAACUGUAAAGGUAUCAGGGACUAUAACUUAUAAUGGUCAUACAAUGGAUGAAUUUGUGCCCCAAAGAUCAGCAGCUUAUGUUAGCCAACAUGAUUUACAUAUGGCCGAACUAACGGUUCGUGAGACGGUCAGUUUCUCUGCAAAGUGUCAAGGAGUUGGCCAUCACUAUGAUAUGCUAAUGGAACUAUUGAGAAGAGAAAAGGAAGAAAACAUCAAACCAGAUCCAGAGAUUGAUUUAUAUUUGAAGGUACGAUCUGCUACAACAGGAGAGCAGAAAGCCGAGGUGGUCACAAAUCACAUACUAAAGAUCUUAGGAUUGGAUAUAUGUGCUGACACAAUUGUAGGAAAUAAUAUGGUGAGAGGUAUAUCAGGAGGGCAAAAAAAGCGACUAACUACAGCGGAGAUGCUGGUAACACCAGGACGAGCACUUUUCAUGGAUGAGAUAUUAACUGGACUUGAUAGCUCGACAACAUUCCAGAUUGUGAACUCCAUCCGACAGACUGUUCACAUUCUUGGUGGAACGACAAUUAUUGCAUUGCUACAGCCUGCGCCCGAGACAUAUGAAUUGUUUGAUGAAAUAAUUAUCCUCUCAGAUGGUCAAGUUGUCUACAAUGGCCCUCGUGAUCAUGUGCUUGAGUUCUUUCAAUCAAUUGGAUUCAAAUGCCCUGAGCGAAAAGGUGUCGCUGACUUCUUACAGGAAGUUACAUCAAGGAAAGAUCAGAAACAAUACUGGACACAUGGUGAUUCUACAUACCGAUAUAUUUCUGCUGCAGAGAUUGCUGAGGCAUUUCAGUCUUUUCAUGUCGGUCAAGCAGUAAGAACUGAGUUGGUAGUCCCAUUUGGCAAGGGCAAGAGCCAUCCUGCUGCGCUGAGAACAUCAAAGUAUGGUGUUAGCAUGAAAGAACUACUUCAAGCUAACAUUGACAGGGAAAUAUUACUCAUGAAAAGAAACUCAUUCCUCUAUAUAUUCCAGGCAAUUAGGUUAACAGUCAUGGCAAUAAAUACAAUGACUGUCUUUAUGCGUACCAAUAUGCAUCGUGACUCCAUAGAAAAUGGGAGGAUAUACAUGGGAGCACAGUUCUAUGGCAUGUUGAUGAUCAUGUUCAAUGGGUUGGCAGAAAUGGGCCUAGCUAUUGCAAAGCUCCCGGUUUUCUUCAAGCAACGGGAUCUAUUCUUCUAUCCAGCUUGGACGUAUUCCUUGCCAUCAUGGAUCCUUAAGACCCCUAUCUCCUUCCUCAAUACGAUUGUUUGGGUCUUCCUAACAUACUAUGUUAUUGGAUUUGACCCAAAUAUAGAGAGAUUUUUUAGACAAUUCCUAGCGCUUUUUGUUAUGUCUGAGGCAACAUCUGGACUUUUCCGCUUCAUUGCUUCCCUUACAAGGGAUCCGGUUGUGGCAAGUACUAUGGGCUCAUCCUGCAUAUUAAUUUCUAUGCUUUCAAGUGGAUUCAUCCUAUCAAGAGAGGAAAUUAAGAAAUGGUGGAUAUGGGGUUACUGGAUAUCACCCCUUAUGUAUGCACUGAACACAUUGGCAGUUAAUGAAUUCCUAGGUAACAGCUGGAACAAGACAAUAUCUGGUUUUAGCGAACCACUUGGAAGGCUAGUUCUGGAAUCUCGUGGGUUUUUUCCUGAGGCCAAAUGGUAUUGGAUUGGUGUUGGUGCCUUGCUCGGAUAUGUGAUUCUAUUAAAUGUCCUCUACACCAUCUGUCUCAUAUUUCUCACAUUAUUGAACAACAACCAGCCAAUAAUGUCCCAGGAAACUUUCCAUAAAAAGCAAGCUAAUAUCACUGGUCAAGUUUUGGAAGCACCGUCUGGAGAGCAGGCUACUGACAAUACAAGAUGUACUGUGGACGUUAACAACGAUGAGGCAACUUCAAACCACAUGAUAGGGAAUUCUAGUUCAGGAAUUAAAGGAAUGGUCCUUCCAUUUGUACCUCUUUCCAUCACGUUUGAAGAUAUAAAAUACAGUAUAGACAUGCCAGAGGCACUGAAAACACAAGCUACAGAGAGCCGGUUGGAACUACUGAAGGAUAUUAGUGGCUCUUUUAGGCCAGGAGUACUUACAGCUCUUAUGGGUGUCAGCGGUGCAGGAAAGACAACACUAUUAGAUGUGUUGGCUGGAAGGAAGACUAGUGGAUACAUAGAGGGCAAUAUUACCAUCUCUGGCUACCCAAAGAAGCAAGAAACCUUUGCUAGAGUUUCAGGAUAUUGUGAACAGAAUGACAUCCAUUCACCAAAUGUAACUAUUUAUGAGUCCCUUAUGUUCUCUGCAUGGCUCAGAUUACCUACUAAAAUUGAUUCUGCAACAAGAAAGAUGAUUAUUGAGGAGGUCAUGGAGCUCGUGGAGCUUUAUCCCUUAAAAGAUGCUUUGGUUGGAUUGCCUGGCGUAAGCGGAUUAUCAAUUGAACAAAGAAAAAGGCUAACAAUAGCAGUGGAACUAGUUGCAAACCCAUCUAUCAUUUUCCUAGACGAACCAACAUCUGGACUUGACGCACGAGCAGCAGCCAUUGUCAUGAGGGCAAUUAGGAAUACUGUGGACACAGGAAGAACAGUUGUUUGCACAAUUCACCAGCCAAGCAUUGAUAUAUUUGAAUCCUUUGAUGAGCUUUUCCUAAUGAAACGAGGAGGCGAAGAGAUUUAUGUCGGUCCACUAGGACAACAUUCAUGUGAAUUGAUUAGAUAUUUUGAGGCUAUUGAAGGUGUCAGCAAGAUAAAACAUGGCUACAAUCCUUCAACAUGGAUGUUGGAAGUGACUAGCCCAAUGCAAGAACAAAAAACUGGCGUAAACUUCACUCAAGUUUACAAGAAUUCUGAACUAUACAGAAGGAACAAAAAUUUGAUAAAGGAGUUAAGCACGCCCCAUGAAAGUUCAAGCGACUUAUCAUUUCCAACUCAAUAUUCACAGCCCUUUCUUACACAAUGUUUGGCUUGCCUCUGGAAGCAACGUCUGUCAUACUGGCGUAAUCCUCGAUAUAUUGCUGUGAAAUACUUCUUCACCAUUAUAGUUGCAUUGUUGUUUGGAACAAUGUUCUGGGGUAUUGGCCAAAAAAGGAAUAAUAAACAGGCCUUGUUCAGCGCCAUGGGUUCCAUGUAUUCUACAUGUUUGACCAUGGGAGUACAAAACUCUGCUUCAGUUCAACCAAUUGUCUCUAUUGAGCGCACAGUCUUUUAUAGAGAAAGAGCAUCGCACAUGUACUCCCCUUUGCCAUAUGCCUUGGGACAGGUUGCAAUUGAACUUCCGUACAUCUUCCUUCAGACCAUAAUAUAUGGCAUGCUAGUGUAUGCAAUGAUAGGAUAUGAGUGGUCAGGUGCCAAAUUCUUUUGGUACCUUUUCUUCAUGUACUUCACUUUGUCAUACUACACAUUUUACGGCAUGAUGGCGGUGGGUCUAACUCCAAAUUACAACAUGUCCACUGUUGUUUCCACAGGAUUUUAUACCAUGUGGAACCUUUUCUCAGGAUUUCUAAUACCGUUAACUAGAAUUCCUAUAUGGUGGAGAUGGUACUAUUGGAUAUGCCCGGUUGCAUGGACGCUCAAUGGGUUGGUUACCUCACAGUUUGGGGAUGUAUCAGACAAGUUUGAUGAUGGAGAGCGUGUAUCUGACUUUGUCAAGAACUACUUUGGUUUCCAUCAUGAGUUAUUGUGGGUCCCGGCUAUGGUAGUUGUCUCAUUUGCUGUUCUUUUUGCCUUCCUUUUUGGACUCUCACUCAGGCUAUUCAAUUUCCAAAAGCGAUAA
Molecule: messenger RNA, 4293 nt
Organism: Oryza sativa Japonica Group (Japanese rice)
Lineage: Eukaryota; Viridiplantae; Streptophyta; Magnoliopsida; Poales; Poaceae
Source: RefSeq, a predicted model, not a curated record